This is a messenger RNA of Xiphophorus maculatus (southern platyfish), 2799 nucleotides long. RefSeq names its product zinc finger DHHC-type containing 1 (gene zdhhc1). Bases 612 to 2231 code for a protein of 539 amino acids. Gene Ontology annotation, cellular component: Golgi apparatus; endoplasmic reticulum. The transcript is spliced from 11 exons. Gene Ontology annotation, molecular function: protein-cysteine S-palmitoyltransferase activity. Gene Ontology annotation, biological process: protein targeting to membrane; peptidyl-L-cysteine S-palmitoylation. The record is from RefSeq and is a predicted model, not a curated record. Lineage: Eukaryota; Metazoa; Chordata; Actinopteri; Cyprinodontiformes; Poeciliidae.
GGGGCUACAAGAGCGCAGCUAGCGGAACAGCGGACCGAGGCGCAGCUUCUACAAUAUAUAUAUAUAUAUAUAUAUAUAUAUAUAUUUACUGAUUUCUAAUAAAAAUUCAUAUUUCCGGCAGCGGUUUGGAUCUCUGCCGAGGCUGACGCUUCUGUGGCCGGAGUGGGCGCUCAGUCCGGCGCCCUGCGGGUUAGUUAGCCAGUUAGCACGGGACCACAGAGCGGGCUAGACCUCGUUACCUCUCCCGGACUGUGGGCUCUGCUGCGGGGAUGGAGCUGAGCUAGUCGCCGGGCCGGGACCGUCUGGCCUGGUACUGACCCAAUUUUUCUGGACAGCAGCCCGUCUCCUUUUGGAGACAGACCCAGGGAUGUGGGAUGAGAUGAAGCGCCGCGGACCGAACCUGAAACCCAGACCCGACCAGUCGUGUUAGCCAGUUUUUAUAGAGUUAUUGGUGAUCAUCCCAACAAUCAUCUGAGCUCCAGAUGUGAACCACUGACCAGUUGGACCAGUCUGGAGUAAAGAGACCAGUGAUCCCAGAACCAGCAGCUGAACGGAUCUAGUGACUCUGGUUCUGGGUGAAGCUUCAGACUGAUGAGGCCCCCCCCCCAGGGAUGGAGGUAUGCGGCAGGAACCCCAACCGCACGGCGCCGACCCCUGACCCCCGGCGCUCCGAGGUGCCGCUCUGCUCGCGGACCAACGGCUGGACCUGGCCGCCUCACCCCUUCCAGCUGCUGGCCUGGCUGCUCUACAUCUACUUCGCCGUCACCGGCUUCGGCGUGUUCGUCCCGCUGCUGCCGCCGCACUGGGUCCCUGCGGGCUACAUCUGCACCGGCAUCCUGUUCGUGUCCCACCUGUGCGUCCACGUCCUGGCUGUGUCCAUCGACCCGGCUGACCUCAACGUGAGGAUGAGGAGCGACAGAGGGCCGGUACCCGCCUUCGACCGCUCCAAACACGCACACGUCAUCGAGAACUGCCACUGCUACCUGUGCCAGGUGGAUGUGGGACCCAAGUCGAAACACUGCAGCGCCUGUAACAAGUGCGUUGCUAACUUCGACCACCACUGCCGCUGGCUCAACAACUGUGUGGGCAGCAGGAACUACAAGUUGUUCCUCCACAGCGUUGUCUCCGCUCUGCUGGGCGUGUCUCUGGUUCUGGUCUUUGCCUCCUACGUCUUCGUCGAGUUCUUCAGGGACCCGUCCAACCUGCGCACCGACAAAUACUUCCUGGUCCAGAAUCAGACAGGUGUGUGGUUCGUCUUCCUCCCGGUGGCUCCUCUCAGGUCAGCGGCUGCCGUCAUCCCGGUUCUGGCUGCCAUUACCAUGGCAAUGGGCCUGCUGUCGUCGGGGCUUCUCUGCCACCUGCUCUGCUUCCACAUCUACCUGAUGUGGAACAGACUCAGCACCUAUGAGUACAUCGUGCGACAGCGCCACCGCCUGGACAGCAGAGACCCCAGGACGGCCGCCGCAGCUAAGCAGAGCAGACGCCCGUCCGUCGUCCAGGAUGUGAACUACUCAGGGACGCUGGGCUACACCAACCCCCAGCUGGACAUCCAGCAAGAACAGGCGGAAACCUGUGCUGGUUCCGAUCCGGUCCCCAGUUUCCUGGCCAAUGGCAGAGGGAGGAGCGCGUCCAAUCCGGUCCAUGACGAGGAGGCUCCGCCCAUCGCCUCCACGGAGCUGAAGGCACACACACACCGACACACACAGAAGAAGAAGAAGAAGAAGGGGCGUCAGGUUCCAGCGGAGGUGACCAGAGAGCACUGCUCACCUGUAGCUCCGCCCCCAGCAGAGUCCUCCCAGGGUCAGCGGCUUCCUUUCCCAGCAUUCCCUCUGAGGGCCCCCCCAGGACACGCCCCGGCCCCGGGCCCCAUCCAGGCUGCCGCCCCCCCGGCCGAGUACCAUUCGGACUCUGCCGAGUCCCUGGAGGAAAUCCCCGUGGCGCUGGCCAAGCUGGGCUCCUCAUCCUCCGGAGAUGCCACCGGGACGUCUCGCCGGGCGGACCGCCGUCUGGCCCGAGGGGCCCACGGCCCCCUGACGGACCGGCCCGCUCCGGCGCUCCACAAGACCAGGAAAAAGAACCCGUCCUCUCGAGGGAACAGAACCACGGCCCAGCUGAGGUUUGAGAUGGCGUCAACGCAGCCACCGUCCGUGUUCGUCAGCCGCACCAGCAGAGAGACGGCCGAAGUCCUCGGCUGGACGCAGAUCGGAUCCAGACCGGUUCUGGAGUCCUGACUGGGUUCAUUGGUUGUGGUCCAGCCUCCUGGACCGAGUUCUGACCUGAAACAGCAGCCGCUGUUGGAAAGGGACUUUUAUUGUGAAAGGUUGUGUGUAUUUAUUGGUGGACAUGACUUUUAAUUUGAAAGCUAAGGUGAUUUUCUGUGAGUUUCAUCCCCAUCGGAUCGGACGCUGUUCAUCGGGUUUAGUCAAAGCAGAUCAAGGUGCUUCACAUGAUCAAUUGUUAUUGUUGCUGUUUCCUUAGCAACCUUCUCUCCUGGUUUCUAUGGUAACUCAGACUCGACCAAUAUAUUUGGUGAAUCAAUCCGAUCACUUCAGUGUUUCACUGCCAUCUGUGUGGCGACACCCAGUGGCUAAACUGUGAACUGCAGCUCAAAGAAAGCAGAAUACUGAGGUUUCCAGGUCAGAGGUCGUUUCUACUCUGCUGUGCCUCUUCUCUUCAUCCUCCUGCUUCUGACCUGAAGUCUGAAUCUGUCGGUGUGAACUGCUCCUUUAAAUCUGAUUAGCAAGGGGGCGGAGUCACCUGUGUGAUGUCACUGUUUGCAAUAAACUAUGAUCCACAGUC